This is a messenger RNA of Trichomycterus rosablanca, 1807 nucleotides long. RefSeq names its product sodium/hydrogen exchanger 9B2. NCBI's taxonomy places the organism in Eukaryota, Metazoa, Chordata, Actinopteri, Siluriformes, Trichomycteridae. Gene Ontology annotation, cellular component: membrane. Gene Ontology annotation, biological process: proton transmembrane transport. The transcript is spliced from 11 exons. The coding region runs from base 1 to 1470 and encodes 489 amino acids. Gene Ontology annotation, molecular function: antiporter activity. The record is from RefSeq and is a predicted model, not a curated record.
AUGUUCUCCACAGAUUCGAGUUGCUGCACCAGACUUCGCUCCUGCCCCAAACCACGGGGCCUCCUCGCUACCGUCAUCACCAAAGUGCUCUUAGCCCUGCUCCUGCUGGGUGUGUGCUGGGCCGUGCUGGGUAAAGAAUGCGAGCCCGGACACAACAUUUUCGGACUGGUCAUCCUGUUCCUGAGCGCCGUGUGCGGGGGGAAGCUGGUGGGGUCGAUCACCCUGCCCAACCUGCCGCCGGUUCCACCACUGCUGGGCAUGCUGCUGAUGGGUUUGAUUCUGCGUAACGUGCCGUACGUAACCGAGGCGGUGUUUAUCGAUCAGAAAUGGUCGUCGUCGCUGCGCAGCAUCGCUCUGGCCAUCAUCCUGACCCGUGCUGGACUCGGCCUGGACGCAGCUGCUCUGAAGAAGCUGAAGGCGGUGUGUGUGAGAGUGGCGGUGUUGCCCUGCACUACUGAAGCCUGUACCAUCGCCGUGGUGUCGCACUUCCUCAUCGGACUGCCGUGGAUCUGGGGCUUCAUUCUCGGCUUCGUGUUAGCCGCCGUCUCCCCCGCCGUGGUCGUUCCCUCCAUGCUGCUGCUGCAGGCCGACGGUUUCGGGGUUCAGAAGGGGAUCCCGUCGCUCCUCAUGGCAUCCGGAAGCUUUGACGACAUCCUGGCCAUCACCGGCUUCACCACCUGCCUCGGCAUGGCGUUCGGCACCGGCUCUACGUGGCUCAGUUUGGGGAAGGGCCUGCUGGAGGUGGUGGUUGGGAUCGCAGCAGGAGGGGGGCUGGGUGCCCUCAUUCAUUUCUUCCCCAGUGUGGACCAGGAAGACCUGGUGCUGCGGCGCUCCUGCAUGUUACUGGGUUUGUCGGUGUUCUGUGUGUUCGUGAGUCACGUGGCCAGGCUGGGCGGGGCCGGGGGGCUCAGCACACUCGUCCUGUCGUUCAUCGCCGGGAUCAGCUGGGGCAAAAACAAGGCCCCGGUUGCCGCGGUUGUCGGGAGGUUUUGGGACGUUUUCCAGCCGCUUCUGUUUGGACUCAUUGGUGCUGAAAUAACCAUUUCUACUCUAAACCCCACCACUGUGGGUUUAGGAACGGUGGCGCUGUGUGUCGGUGUGGUUGUACGUCUGUGUGUGACGUACCUGGUGGUUCUGUUCGCUGGUUUUAACCUGAAGGAGAAAAUCUUCAUCUCACUCGCCUGGUUACCUAAAGCUACUGUACAGGCAGCCAUAGGCUCCACGGCUCUGGACAUGGCCCGUAGCCAAGGGGACGAGCAGCUGGAGCGUUAUGGGAUGGACGUGCUGACGGUGGCGGUGUUAGCCAUAAUGAUCACGGCUCCUAUCGGUGCUCUCGCUAUCGGAUUAGCAGGACCCAAACUGCUGCAGAAAUACACGGAGAUAGAGGAACCACACACCUCUGCAGAUAAACCUGAAGACGACGUCCCUCCGGAACUCAACACACCUCCCGCACUGGAGAGUAAACUCUGAUCACGUCACGCUCAGCCUGAUCCUGUCGUCGUGUUACUGAAGCUUUUUUCUUUAUUUGUAUUUAUUUGCCUGGAUUUUUUUUGGUUUAUUAAAAUUCAUUUCUAUUCUGGUUACACUUCAGUUUUGAAUCUUCUCUAGGGGCGCUGCAGUACAGGUGAAAUACCAUCAGGGAAUAGGAUACGUCUAGUUAGGGAGGGAAAUAAAGUCUUAUUCAGUUUUAAUGUUGUUAUUACAUGAAUACAGUGUGUGUGUGUGUGUGUGUGUGUGUGUAUCUUUUUUUAAUGCUAUUUAUCGUGUAUAUUCGUGUUCCACUGAGUUCUGUUCUGUUCUGUUCUGA